AUGGCGUCCAAACGUCCGAUCUCCUUCCUGUCUCUCCCAACAGUCCUCCGCGCAUCAACACCUACCACCACCAGAAUACAAUGCCGGCACCUCCAUCGACUCAAUGCGCCAGCGCCAAAGAUACCUUCUCCCACUCCUUUCGUCCCUGAUGCGGCCACUUUCCUGACACUCAUCGGCCGCAACAUGUCCACCCACGCCGCCAAGAUUCCCUCCUGGGACGCUCUCUUUACGCUCUCCUCCCUGCAACUCCGCGAAGCUGGGAUCGAACCUCCGCGAGCGCGAAAGUAUCUCUUGUGGUGGAGGGAGAGGUUUCGAAAUGGCAUCACAGGGAUCGGAGGAGAUCUGAAAUUUGUGGAGGAUGGGAUGGCCGAGUUGAGGAUUGUGGAGGUGAAGGACGAUGCACGGCGGGAUGCUGGAGACGCAACGGUCACAGGUGGAGAGGGCAUGAGGAAGGUCGUUGUCAACACGCCGCCCACGAUAUUGGGGCAGGAAGGCAAGGUGGGAGUAAUGGCGAGACUGGCGCCGCCGCCGGUCAUGGACGCCGCGAAGGUGGUGCCAGUUAAAGGCGUGAGAAUUGUGGAGGCAACGAAGAUUGGAGGCACGGGAGUCGAGCCCGUGAAGAGACAUCAGGGAGUCGCGAGGCUGAGGGUGCAGGACGGUUUGUGGGAGCAGAGGAGAGGACACAAGGUUGACGGCGGCGAGCGGAGAAAAGCUGAGGUGAGGGCGAAGCGGCGGGCGGCAGAGAGGAAGGCGAGGUAG
Zymoseptoria tritici IPO323 is the source of this 759-nucleotide messenger RNA. RefSeq lists its product as uncharacterized. Bases 1 to 759 code for a protein of 252 amino acids. The transcript has a single exon. The record is from RefSeq and is a predicted model, not a curated record. NCBI's taxonomy places the organism in Eukaryota, Fungi, Ascomycota, Dothideomycetes, Mycosphaerellales, Mycosphaerellaceae. Gene Ontology annotation, cellular component: mitochondrion.